Messenger RNA from Prorocentrum cordatum, 744 nucleotides. NCBI's taxonomy places the organism in Eukaryota, Dinophyceae, Prorocentrales, Prorocentraceae. The record is from the annotation of a GenBank genome assembly.
AGGACUGGAACGGCAACCACGAGGUGGCCUGGUCGUGGCUCUGGGAGAACGUGGAGCGCAUGCUGAAGUCGAUGAUGGGCCGGCCGGUGCAGAUGGAGAAGAGCCUGGAGCGGCUGUGGAACAGCCUGGACGAGAACGGCCAGGCCCUCGUGCGCCGCGAGGUAUACUCGAAGUUCUUCGCGCUGGCUCCAGCGGGCCAGGACUACUUCAAGCAGUCCACCACUCGGCUUCACUUCAUCGCGGACCGAAUUGUCUCCAUGACUCUGGAGAUCUACAAGGAUCCGAAGAAGAUGGUCGAGGACAUCUCCGCCCUCGGCCUGCGGCACGUCGGGUACGGCAUCCCCACUGAGCUCUUCGGACCCUUCGUGACGGCCUGCGUACAGGUCAUCCGCGGCCUCACCGACGACGACGGGGCCGAGGAGGCGUUCCGCUGGUCCCUCAGCCUUAUCUCGCGCAUCCUGACGCGAGUGAUCACGGAGGGCUCCACGAUCGUCAUGAAGGCCAUCAACGUCAACUCCAGCCUGCAGCUCCGCAAGGCCGUCGGUUGCGCGCCGCGCGGGAAGCGCGCCAUGUGGAUGCUCAACAUCCAGGUCGGCACCCAGUCGAUCUCGCCCCUGCUCUGGGCCAUCGAGACGGGAAGCCUGGAGGCCGCCAAGGCUAUAAUCCAGGACCUUCUCACGAUCAGGGCGGACCGGGACCGCUACUACUACGGCAUGGACGCCAUGUUCGAGCGGCACGAGGACA